CUCGAGGCUACUUUGCAAACUAAAAUGGGGUACUUCAAUUCGAGAUGGGCUUCUUCUGGAGAUUAAGCCCAUUGGGCUUCUAUUCGAGGUUUUACGGUAUUCUAGUUAUAUAUUCGUAACUUUCUAAUAUGUAAUUAUUAUAUUUUCAUACGUUCGUUUAUACUGUAUUUAAGUUCAGCAGUUCAGUUACCUCUCUGAGUUUAAAUAAAACCUGUGCAACAUAUAACCUAUGUAUUGAGCUUCUGCUGUGAAGUGGGCGUGUUGUUUGCUCUUUUUAUCAAACUCUGAACGAAGGUCAGCAUCGUUUGAGCAUUGUUUGAGGAACAACAAAUCUACUACUAAUAAUGGAUAAAUCGCAAGCUAAAUUGAUCGGUCUUGGAGGGACAGCUGCUAUUGCUCUUUACUUGCAAAGGAAGUAUGGCAGUGCAUUGUUGAAUGACGUUAGAUGGAUACGUAUAGGCCUAGCAAUUAAAAAGUUUGCUCUCAAUUGCGAAAAAAAUGGCUUGACUUUGGUUGAUCUAUUUCUACAAAACGCUGACAGCCAUCCAUACAAGCCAUGCAUUCUGUUCCAGAAUAGUGUCUAUACAUACGGAGAAAUUGAUAUCGAGUCGAACAAAGUAGCACAUUUUGCAAAAGGCACUGGGUAUCUUGACCAAAAUGAUACUGUUGCGUUUUUUAUGAAAAACGAACCAGCGUAUUGCUGGUGGUUCUUGGGAUUACAGAAGAUAGGCAUCACGUGUGCGUUUAUUAAUUACAAUCUUCGUGGAAAAUCUCUUUUGCAUUGCAUAAAGAUAUCAGGAUCAAAGGCUGUUGUAGUAGCAGGAGAAACCGAUUUAGUUGGCGAGAUCAUUGAGAUUUUACCCGAAUUGAGUGAGCUUGGCAUACGAGUAUGGUUGAGAGGCAACGUCAUACAAGACCUUCCAGAUGGCAUUCAACCAAUUGAACAUCAACUCCAGUCUGCAUCUGGAUCACCAGCUCCUAAAAGCUACCGGAGUGAAGUCACGUUAGAUGAUCAAGCUUAUUAUAUAUUCACAUCGGGAACCACAGGAUUGCCAAAGGCUUGUAAGAAGACUCAUAGAAGUAACUACCUAGCAUCAUUUGUCUUUGACUUCGUCGGACUUCGACCAGAUGACGUGUUGUAUUCUUCUCUACCACUGUAUCAUAGCGCUGCCUUCAGCCUCGGUUUCCUCAACUGUAUGAGAGUUGGAUGUACUUUUGCGAUUGGUCGUAAGUUUUCUGUUACUCGGUUUUGGGAAGAUGUUCGCAAGCACCACGUCACCUUUAUCCAGUAUAUCGGCGAAGUUUGUCGCUACCUAUUGGCCCAACCAAAGAAACCAGACGAUGGCGUGUAUCCAGUGAAGCUUCGUAUAGCAUGUGGCAAUGGUCUUAGGCCUGACAUAUGGGAGGAGUUUAAGACCCGCUUUAACAUUGAACACAUCUACGAAUUUUGGGGUGCUACUGAAGGCAAUCAUAUGUUUUUAAAUUUAGACGGCAAAAUCGGUCCUGUGGGUCGUCUUUCGCCACUUAUGAAGUUACUGAGCGGAGGUGUCCAUGUGAUCAAGUGUGACGUAGAUCUUGCUGAACCAAUCAGAGGGAAGAAUGGAAAGUGUAUUGAGGUUUCCUCAGGUUUGUUAUUUUGUAGAAAAAUACAGAGAGCAAAUCUAAUUCUAAUUGUAAUGGAUAAAUCGCAAGCUAAGUUGAUCGGUCUUGGUGGGACAGCUGCUAUUGCAGUUUACUUGCAAAGGAAGUAUGGCAGUGCACUGUUGCACGACUUUACAUGGAUACGUCGAGGCCUAACAGUAUAUAAGUUGCUCCAAUGUUGCGAAGAUAAUGGCAUGACGGUGCUUGAUUUAUUUCUGCACAACGUUGAUAGCAAUCCAUACAAGCCAUGCAUUCUGUUCCAUAAUAGUGUUUAUACAUACAAAGAAGUUGAUUUCGAGGCAAACAAAGUAGCACAUUUCGUAAAAGGCAUUGGAUAUCUUGAUCAACAUGACACUGUUGCUUUUUUUAUGAAAAACGAGCCAGCGUAUUGCUGGUGGUUCUUGGGAUUACAGAAGACAGGCGUGACUUGUGCGUUUAUAAAUUACAAUCUUCGCGAAAAGUCUCUUUUGCAUUGCAUAAAGGUAUCGGGAUCAAAGGUGCUAGUAUGCGCAGGAGAAACCGAUUUAAUUGAAAAAAUCAUCGAGAUUUUACCCAAACUGCGCGAGCUUGGCAUUCGAGUUUGGUUGAGAGGCAACGUCACACAAGACCUUCCAGGUGGCAUUGAAACAAUUGAACACCAACUGCAGUCUACAUCUGGAUUACCAGCUCCUAAUAGUUACCGGAGUGAAAUCACUUUAGAAGAUGAAAUUUGUUAUAUAUUCACCUCUGGAACAACAGGUUUCCCAAAAGCUUGCAAAAAGACCCACCGAAGUAUAAAUUCAGCAGCACACGUAAUGAUAUUCUUUGGUCUUCGGCAAGACGACGUUUUUUACACUCCUCUACCGAUGUAUCAUAUUUCUGCUAUCAUGGGUUUUGUUAACAGUGUGAGAGUCGGAUGUACUUUUGCGAGCAGUCGUAUGUUUUCUGUCACUCACUUUUGGGAAGAUGUUCGCAAACACCACGCCACCGUUAUUCAGUACAUCGGCGAAACUUGUCGCUACCUAUUGGCCCAACCAAAGAAACCAGAUGAUGGUGUGUAUCCAGUGAAGCUUCGUAUAGCAUGUGGUAAUGGUCUGAGGCCUGAUAUAUGGGAGCAGUUUAAGACCCGCUUCAACAUUGAGCGUAUUGUUGAGUAUUGGGGAGCAACUGAGGCCAAUACGUUUUUUAUGAACAUAGACGGGAAAAUCGGUGCUGUCGGCCGCCUUACGCCGCUUGUAAAGUUAAGGACAGGAGGCGUCCAUGCGAUCAAGUGUGACGUCGAUCUUGCUGAACCAAUCAGAGGGAAGGAUGGAAAGUGUAUUGAGGUUGCGCCAGGUGAAACAGGACUAUUUGUAUCACUAGUGAACGACGCUCGACCGUUUCUAGGGUAUACUGGAAAGAUAGAGACAGAAAAGAAGAUCCUAAGGAACGUGUUUCAGGACGGAGAUUGUUACUUUAACACAGGCGACCUCAUCAAAAUCGAUUCAGAUGGCUACGUAUACUUCAUGGAUAGGCUUGGAGAUACAUUCAGAUGGAAAGGUGAAAACGUUUCUACCACUGAAGUUGCCAAGAUUCUAGACGAGUUUCCUGGUAUUAUGGAGGCAAACGUCUAUGGAGUGGCGAUACCAGGUCAAGAUGGCAAAGCUGGAAUGGCCGCCAUAACCCUCUCAGCCGGCGUUGAUUCGCUAGAUUUCAAGAAACUUUACACCUACCUCAGUGGUAAACUACCAUCAUAUGCACGUCCAAAAUUCAUACGAAUUACCAGCAAUAUGGACUUGACUGUCACCUUCAAACACAAGAAGUCGAAUUUGGUUAAACAGGGAUUUGAUCCGAUCCAAAUUACCGAUCCCCUGUUUUAUGUUAAUAACAAGUCAAAGACGUAUGAUGUACUAAACGCAGACUCAUUUGCAUCUGUGAUACAACUCGGCAGUAAGCUCUAGCAACACGACAGUAAACUCAGCAAAUCAGCAGGCUUAUAAUUCUUUAUUUCAAUAGUAGGCCUAUGACAGUAACUGAAAAUAACGAACCAACACUUUAUAACCACCAGGACCACAAAUCAUCAUACGAUGGCCGAAUAUGCCCUAAAAAGUCGGUUUAGAAAAGUAAUGGUCAUGUCACGGAUUGAAUAUGGCACAUAUUUUGAAGUAACGUACAAAUGGGGCAAGUAGGCCUAUUUUUGUGGUUUUGCCGUAGCAUUCAAUUAUGAAGUUGGCCCAUAAGAAGAAGAAAAAGAAUCCAAACGAAUGUAACUGAUAAAGUUAAACCACUAAAUAUCCAGAAAAAAAAAACAG
Messenger RNA from Anneissia japonica, 3911 nucleotides. Its product is annotated as very long-chain acyl-CoA synthetase-like. Bases 345 to 3560 code for a protein of 1071 amino acids. Lineage: Eukaryota; Metazoa; Echinodermata; Crinoidea; Comatulida; Comatulidae. The record is from RefSeq and is a predicted model, not a curated record. Gene Ontology annotation, molecular function: long-chain fatty acid-CoA ligase activity; long-chain fatty acid transmembrane transporter activity. The transcript is spliced from 15 exons.